AUGGGACCUGCCUCUGCCCAGGCCCAGCUGCGAGGUGAUCCCUGCUUGCCUCUGCUCUGGUUAUUCCUGGGCCCGAUCUGUUGCUCCUAUGCCCCACCAGGAUGGCGCUUCACUGCCUCUGAAAUUGUGAUCCCCAGGAAGGUGUCCCACAGAGUGAGUACAGCUGAGAUACAAGGCCAGCUCUCCUACAAGAUUCGCUUCGGUGGCCAAAGACAUGUGGUUCACAUGAGAGUCAAGAAAAGCUUGCUGCCCAGACAUUUCCCUGUCAUCACCGAUAAUGACCAAGGCGCCAUGCAGGAGGACUACCCCUUUGUCCCUCGAGACUGUUACUACUAUGGCUACCUGGAAGGGGUUCCUGGGUCCAUGGGCACACUGGACACCUGCCAUGGGGGUCUGCGUGGCAUGCUCCAGGUGGACGACUUCACUUACGAAAUCAAACCCCUGGAAGCGUCUUCCAAAUUUGAGCAUGUGAUUUCUCUGCUUGUGUUACAAAAAACACCCGGAGAGGAUGAAAAAUGUAAGAUUGGAGGGGAAGAUACAAAUCAAGCAGAUGAGGAGGCCUUGCUUGCUGAGAUGCCCAGAGCAGGACCUGUGUAUAUGUGGUGGCCACACAGGAAAUCCUUAAAAAUGCACUAUACAGUUUCUUACUCAUUAUAUCUUCAGCAGACUAAUCAGACACUUAUAGUUGAGAAUGUGAUGAUUUUAAACAACAUAGUACAUUCAAUUUUUCUAUAUAACCUUGUUGAAGUUCAUGUACGUUUGUUGUGCAUAUGGACAAGGACAGAAAAGUUUGAAGUAGGUGCCGGAAAAUGGAGGUCUAUUGACAAUGCUGUAGCUCACUUUGGCUACUGGGAAAUUAAUCUCCAUAACCUACAUCCGCGUGAUUGCUCAAUUCUUUUUACUGGAGAUAAAGCCCACCAUGCUAAUUAUUUUGCCUUCAAGAGCGGAUUGUGCAAACCCAACUGGGGAUCAUCAUAUAUAUUUCUAGCAAGAUAUCACAUAUUUAUGGGGGCAUCUCUUUCAGCACAUGUUAUAUGCCAUCUUUUCGGCUGUGACCAUGAUACAUCAGGUUGUCACUGUUUCCGAAGAGCAAAAUGUGUCAUGGCUCCUGAGCCUGGUUUUCUAGAUGUGAUGAGCAAUUGUUCUUAUGGGUCACUUGCCAGUUGGGUUAACGGAAGGUGGGAUGGUUGUUUGAGUGCUCGCAACAUACCAUAUGAUAAUAUUCCAUAUGUGGCUCCUCGUUGUGGUGAUAAGAUCAGAAAUCUGAGGGAAGACUGUGACUGUGGCACCUUAAAAGACUGUGCUAAGGACAAGUGUUGUGAGAGCCAUUGUGUUUUCACCCUUGGCAGUUCAUGCUAUCAAGGACCUUGCUGCAUUGACUGUAAAUAUGCACAACCUGGAAAAGUGUGCAGAAAUAUACUUGGUAUUUGCGACCUACCAGAAUACUGUACUGGGACAACGCAUGCUUGUCCAAGGGACAGUUAUAUCCAGGAUGGAACCCCAUGUUCACCACUGGCUGUUUGUGUGAGAGGAAACUGUAGUGACCGUGACAUGCAGUGUCAGGCCCUCUUUGGCUUCAAAAUAAAAGAUGCUGCACCAGCGUGCUAUAAAACAUUGAAUGUCAAGGGUGACCGAUUUGGAAACUGUGGGGUGAAGCCGCACCAAGGAGGAAGUCGUCCUGUUCCAUGUGAAUUAGAUGAUAUUUACUGCGGAUUGCUGCACUGUACUGCUAUCAGCAAAAUUCCUAGUGGAAAUGAGCACACUACAUUUCGUCAUAUAUUAGUACACGACGUUAAACCACAAACAUGCUUUGGGUUCGAUGCACACCAUUCUUCACAAGUACCAGAAAUGGGGCUUGUAGUUGAUGGUGCAUCAUGUGGUCCAGGAAAAUACUGCAAGGACCAAAACUGUACUUUUUAUCCGGACUUGAGGUUUGACUGUGAUGUCCAGAAAUGCAAUUUCAGAGGAGUCUGCAACAACAGAAAACACUGUCACUGUCAGCAAGGUUGGAAACCACCAAAUUGUAGUGCCGUAGGAGCAGGGGGCAGUGUAGAUAGUGGCCCUCCCCCUGAUAAACACACGGAUAGUGGAACCAAAAUAGUAACGGAAAUAGACAAGGAACUAGUUCUCCUGCUUCUUCGUUUUUUCCUUUUUUUGCUUUCGGUAGUUGUUGGUGCACUUUUCCAGCUAUAA
Molecule: messenger RNA, 2193 nt
Organism: Phacochoerus africanus (Common warthog)
Lineage: Eukaryota; Metazoa; Chordata; Mammalia; Artiodactyla; Suidae
Product: disintegrin and metalloproteinase domain-containing protein 20-like
Exons: 1
Coding region: 1-2193 (730 amino acids)
Biological process (GO): proteolysis; male gonad development
Cellular component (GO): sperm head plasma membrane; external side of plasma membrane; plasma membrane
Molecular function (GO): metalloendopeptidase activity
Source: RefSeq, a predicted model, not a curated record